CCGAGAAGUUGUUCUUGCUUGGUGUGUGUACAGUCCGAGAGGGAGUUCACUAACUAGACAACACUGGGCAGUUCAUUGAUAUUGAAACCUUCUGGAGCGCCUCAGUUAAUCAAGUGUCACGCUGGACAGACAGUGGCUUUUGUGGAUGUUCUGGAAUUUUAACCAGUCAAACAAAAACUAAACUCGCUGGCUUCAGGAUGUUUCUGUUCUCUAAAAAGAAGAAACCCAGCGAGGACUCCAAGAAACGCCUGGAGUACCAGCUGUGCUUGGCCAAAGAAGCAGGUGCUGAUGACAUUCUGGACAUUUCUGCCUGUGAACUUUCAGGGGUCCCCUCCAGUGCCUUCUCCAUGUGUAAAGUACUUCAGAAGAAAGUAUUAAUUCUUCAUGGAAAUGAACUAAGGUCACUUGUACCUAAAGGUUGCUGCAUUAGUGCCUUAGCAAAUUUAAAGGUGUUGGACCUGCAUGAAAAUAAACUUGCAUCACUUCCUGAUGACAUAGGGCAGCUUUUGUCCUUGCAGGUGCUGAAUGUAGAAAAGAAUCAUAUAAAACAGCUGCCGGACUCUAUAGGUUAUCUACGGCAUCUACAAACACUUAACGUGAAAGGGAACUGCCUUACUGUGAUUCCUGUGUCUGUGGGUUGCAUGAGCAGCCUGCGUACACUGGACCUAAGUGAGAACAGCAUCAGAGAACUGCCCAAAGAACUGGCUUCUGUCCGCACUCUGGAAAACCUGAUCCUGGACGCACAUGUUAUGAGAUAUCCUCCUGUGUCAGUGUGUAUAGGUGGCACAGCGGAAGUGCAGCACUACCUCUGCUCAGAGAUGGGUCUGGAUUAUUGCCCUCCAUCCCAGUAUCUCCUGCCAGUGCUGGAGCAUGAAGAAGUGAGGCAAGAUUUAGAUUGUGUUGAUGGUGAGGAGAUGGCAUGGCAGAGCAAAUUCAUGGACUAUGAAAAGAGGAAGGAGCAGAAACAGCUGGUGAAGUUGAUCUUUGAGAAAGAGUUACAAGAGAAACAGAGAGAGCACACUCAGCUUCUCCUCCUCAACAACUCCCACAAAGAGGACGUCCUGCUGUCUGUCAAACAGGAGCAGGAACGGUUGGAGUUAGGUGUGUCUCAGCAGCAGAAGGCCCAGGAAGCAGAGAGGCAGAAAAUGCUGGUUAAAGUACGCCAGGCAGAGAGCAUGAGCCGUGUCUCGGACCUUCUGCUCGAUAACAAACGACAGGCAGAGAGUGCCGCAUUUCUGCAAGCUCUGGAGGAGGACCGAAUACGCAUGGAGCACCUUACUGCCAUCACACAUGAAGAAGCUGACUCUUUGAGAAAGAAGGAGGUGGCAAGUGCCAUGCAGAGGAUGCUGUCUGAGAGCUACUCUCUUCGAUUACUGCAGGAAGCCAGUGAAGCCAAGAAACAGAUUAUGAUUUCUGAGGCCAGCAAGAGUUUGGACUGUUUAGAUAUGAAGUUUGACCAAGUGUUGUCCCUGCAGCAGCUAGACAAAAGCAAAGCCAUUAGGCAGAUCCUUCAAGAGGAGGAAAUGCAGAAAGCUGCCUUUAAAGCUCUUCAGCUCCAGAAAGACAGUGUGCAUGCUUACAUUCGCAAUCAGAUUAAACUCAUAGAGGCAGAGUUAAUGCAACUUACAAAGCUGGAGGUUAUGAGGAGGAAUUUGGACACUGAGAACCUGCAGGAGGUUCUAUCUGAGCAGAGGACAGCUCUGACUGACCUGCUACAGCAGUUAUUGAAACAGAAGGACCAAAGAGAGGAGGAUCUCAGGCUGGUUCUGAUGGAGAUGGAGCAGAAGAGUGAAUCCAAUCAGCAAAACUACUGGAUGAUCCAAUACCAAAGACUCCUGGAUGCCAAACCGCUGUCUCUGCGUAUGCAGGAGGCAGCUGUGGAUAGGGAAAUUGGAAAUUUGCUCUGCAAGCUCUCUGCUCAACACUAUCUGCCAGUCAUUGCUCACCACAGAAUAACUGCUGAGGCCUUGCGUCACAUGACCAGCAAAGACCUCAGCAAGCUUGGAAUCAAUGAGGUUGGUGUUCAGAAAGCUCUUCUCCACUGGGCCAGGGAACGCACUCUGUCUGAUCCAUUCCCCAAAGCAGCCAUAGAGGUACAGGAAACUGGUCCGUCUACUCCUAGCGCCCCACUACAGCAGCAUCUCACUCCUCCACUCACCCCUGUCACCCCCUCAUCCCCCAAUCUUAAUGGACCCAGCAGCUCCGAAUGUGUGGUGUGCAUGGAACAUGAGGCACAGAUGAUCUUCCUGCCAUGUGGGCAUGUGUGCUGUUGCCAGACCUGCAGCAAUGCCCUGCAGUCCUGUCCUUUGUGUCGUGAUUGUAUAUCUCAACGUGUCCGCCUUUACCACGGCUGAAGCAGCAGAGCUUUCACAAUGUCCUUCAAUGGUCUAUAACUCAUUCAUUGAUGUUGUACCUUUCUCCCAUUUGCUGCAUGAAAUUGCAAUGUGUGAACCUUCAAGCACUUUAAAAGUUAAUGAAUUUUAUCAUAUUCUCCAACUACAACUAGAGGAACUUAUCCAGUAUUCCUGAUUUAAACUUAGGAAGAUAUAUGCUGAUAUAAAAAUAUGCCAUGUUGAUCAUGCAUUUUAUAUACACGUACCUGCUUAAGUCGAAGCACUUGUGCCUUUUCUAUUUAAUGUCUACUCAUUUUCCCACUGCAUUUAAUUAGCUGCAUGUUCUAGUAGAGCUAAAUCUCUAGCCAAACACUUCCCUUCACACUAUCAAGUUAUUCAAGUGUUUGCAUGGUUCAAAAUGACUAAUCUCCACCAUUUCCCUACAGCGGCAUCAGAAAGUAUCUAUAUACUUUAUUUUAAUGUUAUAGAGAACAGACUUCUAGAGUCUCUUACUGGAUUGGGUAAAGCCCCAUUUGUUUUUACUUGGCAGAACAGGAAGUAUUAGAUAGAAAGUAAAAUCUUUCUGAAGGCACUAAACAAUCUAUUACUCCAAGGACUUAACCUAACAAAAGCACUUUCCAUCUUUUAUACGUCGUGUCAACUGUCCGGCCUCAGUGACUUCGGUGACCAUAUUCAGUGAAAAGUAUUACACAAACGCCCUCUUUUUACAUCACUUGUGUGUACUCCGUAUCUUUUUUCAUCCAAGCACUCUUAUGUGCAAGUCUGCUUCUCAAGUCACUUCUUUAUAGAACAAAAAAUAACUCAAUCUGCCCACAUGUCUGUAAAUAAAGCAAUAAUACAUGUCAUGGAAUGAUCUUGAAAUAGUAUUUAUCAGCAUGAAAAUCACAUCCCUAACUGUUAAUGUGUGCUUGGGUGCAAUACAGUUAUUCUUUAUGGACCAGACAGUUUCCUUCAUGUACUUGCAGUACAGCUCUAAUUGCACCUCUCAUUUAAGAAAAAAAUAGCAUUUUUGAAUUUUUAAGUAGAUUGUACUAUCUUGUGUUCAUGGUAGUUUAUGUACCAAAAAAAAGGGCUUUUAAAUUUUAGUAGCAGGGGUUAGUAUAACCUUUGUAUUGUCUUUCUAGGAACUGGUAGAUGUUAUGGUUAUUUGAUAAUACACACACCUCCUUGUGACCCCCAAAGUAAGAUUGAAGCUCAAUGUAAAAUAAUUUGUGUAACCAUUACAUGUUUCCCUGUGUUAUUCACAUAUUCAUAAUAGUUCAUAUUUCUACCCAACCCACCAGAUCUAGUACUGUCUGUUCAUUUGUAAGAAUAUAUGGGUUAUCACUGCUGUCAGACUACAGGAAAAUAAACCUGCUAGACAAUGUGUCAUAGUGACAAUUUUUUAAAGAACUCCCUUGUACACACACAUACACAUGCAUAUAUAUAAAAGUUACAUUCUGUCUGUUAUUACAUAUUUAACAAUUAUGUUAUCUUUUUUUCUUCUUCCAUUUACUUGUGCCUGCCUUGCACUAUUUACAUAAUGGAUUAAUCAAUAUUGGCCAUCAAAGUUAGUUAUUUUUAGCCUUACAGUUUGCCCAAGCCAAAAAUACAAGCACUGUUUUCUUUCAUUGCAACAAACUGAACAAAGAUCAGCAAUCUAUUUGACAACUGUUGUGAAACCCAAGUUUUAAAACUAUUGUGCCCACUAUUCCAAUACUUACGAUUUCAAAGAGUGCUUACUCUCUACAGUGUGCAUUCAGUUUAUAUUCAGCAGAAUGCUUUGCUCUAACGUUUAGCCUAU
Messenger RNA from Xyrauchen texanus (razorback sucker), 4137 nucleotides. RefSeq names its product E3 ubiquitin-protein ligase LRSAM1-like. Gene Ontology annotation, molecular function: protein binding. The record is from RefSeq and is a predicted model, not a curated record. The transcript has 25 exons. NCBI's taxonomy places the organism in Eukaryota, Metazoa, Chordata, Actinopteri, Cypriniformes, Catostomidae. Bases 198 to 2354 code for a protein of 718 amino acids.